Molecule: messenger RNA, 336 nt
Organism: Ziziphus jujuba (common jujube)
Lineage: Eukaryota; Viridiplantae; Streptophyta; Magnoliopsida; Rosales; Rhamnaceae
Product: auxin-responsive protein SAUR21
Exons: 1
Coding region: 1-336 (111 amino acids)
Biological process (GO): response to auxin
Source: RefSeq, a predicted model, not a curated record
AUGGGUGGUCUACGUCUUCUCGAUGCGGUUCUUCAUGCAAGGCAACACAUUCAGCGCUGGUCGGCAGCUUCGAAGCACGGUGCUUCUUCUUGCAGAUCAGGGCACUUUGCUGUGUAUGUUGGUGAUGAUGAGGAACAAAGGAGGAAGAGGUUUGUGGUUCCUAUUUCCUACUUGAAACACCCUUUGUUCAAAGACUUGUUGAACAAGGCAGCUGAAGAGUUUGGAUUUGAUCAUGGAAUGGGUGGUCUAACUGUUCCCUGUGAUGAGAAGGAUUUCAUUGAUCUUACUUCUCGAAUUAGUGAAUCCUCAAAGUCAACGCCUAGCUUAUUACUAUAA